This is a messenger RNA of Blumeria graminis f. sp. triticale, 681 nucleotides long. NCBI's taxonomy places the organism in Eukaryota, Fungi, Ascomycota, Leotiomycetes, Helotiales, Erysiphaceae. The record is from the annotation of a GenBank genome assembly.
AUGUCAAGCACUAUGUCUCGAAUAAAUCGAUUUCUAUCAAAAUCCCAACUUACUAAUACUCGUUUCAUAUCUCUUCUUGCAACUGAGUCCCAAAGUUUCGUCGUCUCUAGGUUUAUUCCAUACAAAUAUAGCGCAGUUUAUGAUUUAAUCGCAGAUAUAGACAGCUACUCGGAAUUUCUUCCAUACUGUCUCCAUUCAGAAGUCACUAAAAAAUCCUUGCCAGAUCAGAACGGCAGGUCAUGGCCAUCCGAGGCGAAUUUGAAAGUUGGGUGGGGGGGGAUAGAGGAAAGUUUUACCUCGCGGGUAUUUUGUUUGCCAGGGUCCAUUGUUGAGGCACUUGGUGGUGAAGCAGCCACUUCGCUGCCUAAAGAUAAGCUUGCGCAUCACAUCAAUACGAUCGACGCUCCAGCGUUGUCUAACAAUAUUUUCCGCUCGCUCCGCACAAGAUGGAUGGUUAGGUCUGUUGAAUAUGGGCUAUCUUUUCCAGACCGUCAAGAAAUAGCUAUCAAUCGGCCCGAGAAUCCCGGGACUGAAGUCCAUUUAAGCCUGGACUUCCAAUUUUCGAAUCCUCUCUACUCUUUGGUCAGCAAGUCUAUGGCACCGAAGGUCGCUGGAAUGAUGAUAGAGGCAUUCGAAACCAGAGCUAGACUAUUGUUGGAAAGACAGGUAAUGGAUAAAUGA